Molecule: messenger RNA, 1623 nt
Organism: Branchiostoma belcheri (Belcher's lancelet)
Lineage: Eukaryota; Metazoa; Chordata; Leptocardii; Amphioxiformes; Branchiostomatidae
Product: CUB and sushi domain-containing protein 3-like
Exons: 8
Coding region: 370-1623 (417 amino acids)
Source: RefSeq, a predicted model, not a curated record
ACGUGCACACGAGACGGCGCGCGUCCAGAACGGUUUUCUGCGCGCUCCUUCCCUGAGCGUCAGUCGGCCGCUGAGAGAGGACGCCUCAGCUCGGCACACCGUGUCUCUCUGGUCAGAUAUCAGAGUUUCGAAGUUGUGAGACCGAUUUCGGCCACUCUUGAAAAAAGGCCGAGAGCACUGUUAGGUAGUUAAAACGUGUGCAAAAGACAGAGCGUGUUCAAACCGACCAUCUGAGUAUCAGACGAUAUUUCGACAGUUCGCCUCGGCACACAGUCCUUCUCUGGCCAGCCAGGGAUAUCCCAGCUUCAAGUUGUGCGACGCAAGUCGGCCACUUUUCCGACGAACAGGCCCUAGAGUUCGACGUGCAACAUGAAGGUCGCCCUAGGGCUCGUCAGCGCCAUUCUUGCGGCUAAUUUGUACUUAGCUGCCUCUCAGAUCCCACCUCCCCUAGCCACCACAUGCCCUUAUCCAGUAGACUUAGUCUUCCUUGUAGACAGCUCGGAGAGUUUCAGGACAAGCGGUUUCGAGGAAGCAAAGACGUUUGUCCAGAAUGUAGUCAACUAUUUUACUCUCGGAGAAAACGACACAAGGGUUGGUGUUGUGACGUACAGCAACAUCGACGCUCAGAUCACUCGCAUCAGGCUCAACGAAAAUUACACCAGAGUUGAGCUCUUAACUGAGAUCCGCGACAUUCCCUACGACAGAGGCCAUACCUUCACUGGACUUGGUCUCGACCACGUACGCAACAAUUCCUUCCUCACAGUAAACGGCCGGCGGAGUAACACUCUUGACUUUUUGAUCGUACUGACGGACGAUGAAUCUGAGGACGACAUCAGCGGCCCGGCACAGCUCGUACGCGACAUGGGCAUCACCGUGUUUGUGGUGGGCGUUGGCGAGGAAAGCGACAUUCAUCAAGCAACACUAGAGACUAUUGCUGGUGAUCCUCGUAGGGUGUUCAGAUUGGAGGACCACGAUUUCCUUGUGGACGACUCGCACCCCAGAACUAUAAGGGAGGCGAUCUGUAACGCGACCCAAUGUCCAACUCUUACGGCCCCAACUAACGGAGCGCUCAGUACCACAGCGACCUCCUACCUGACCGUGGUCACCUUCACCUGUAACCCGGGAUACGUACUGACCGGCGCUGUCAACGCGACGUGCCAAGCUGACAUAACAUGGAGUAACCCUGUUCCAACAUGUCCACCGGUACAAUGCGCGGCUCGGGCGGCCCCAGCUAACGGAGCGGUGACUCCUACCGGAGCGGUCUCCUACCCGAACGGGGUCACCUUCACCUGUAACUCGGGAUACACACUGAGCGGCCAAGCUACUCCGACGUGCCAAUCUGACACAACGUGGAGUCAUCCUGUUCCAACAUGCCAAGCGGUACAAUGUCCGGCUCUGACGGCCCCAGCUAACGGAGCGGUGAGUCCUACCGGAGCGGUCUCCUACCCGAACUCGGUCACCUUCACCUGUAACUCGGGAUACACACUGACCGGUGCUACUGGUUCGACGUGCCAAGCUGACGGAACGUGGAGUAGUCCUGUCCACACAUGCACAGCGGUCCAAUGUCCGGCUCGGGCGGCCCCAGCUAACGGUCCAGUGCACUGCUCUGACGGCCCCAGCUAA